Dromiciops gliroides (monito del monte) is the source of this 2397-nucleotide messenger RNA. It is a transcript of the gene ACOX3, whose product is annotated as acyl-CoA oxidase 3, pristanoyl. Gene Ontology annotation, molecular function: pristanoyl-CoA oxidase activity; fatty acid binding; FAD binding. The record is from RefSeq and is a predicted model, not a curated record. NCBI's taxonomy places the organism in Eukaryota, Metazoa, Chordata, Mammalia, Microbiotheria, Microbiotheriidae. The coding region runs from base 149 to 2269 and encodes 706 amino acids. Gene Ontology annotation, biological process: fatty acid beta-oxidation using acyl-CoA oxidase; lipid homeostasis. The transcript is spliced from 18 exons. Gene Ontology annotation, cellular component: peroxisome.
CCCGCCCCUUCUCCUGGUUGUGGGGAAGCCGGGACUAGAAGCGCUACGCAGCCCGGAGUCUCCUUAGGACUCCGGCUGGUCUAGGAGGUCCAGGGGAGUACGGGUGGCUCGGAGGCUGGACCGCAGCUGGAGCUGAAUAAUUUCCAAAAUGGCACCAAAUUCUAAAGGAAAUGAUUGCAAUCAAAGCUCUCAGGAUGCUUUGUUGCCAGAUCUUCCUAAAGGACCAUUGUGUAUGUAUAGAGCUAAAUCAUCCUUCAAUUGGAAGGAAAUGUUGUUAUUCUUAGAUGGGGAAGAUAUGAUCAUUUUCAAGAAAAGAAUCUUCUCAGCCUUUGAAAAUGAUCCCCUCUUUUCUCAUCACCCUGGAGAAGAAUUGCCUAUUGAGAAGUAUCGUGAGCUAAACUUUCUGCGCUGUAAAAGACUUUUUGAAUAUGACUUUCUUAAUAUACAAGAGAUGAUGAAGAAUCCACUGAAAAUUUUUAUUCUGAUUAACUGCCUAGGAAUGUAUGAUUGGUCCUUGUCUGCCAAGUACUUAUUAAAUACAUAUGUUUUUGCUUCUGCUAUUCAGAAUUCUGGAUCUCAAAGACAUAUGCAUUUUAUUCAGAAAACCUUAAAUAUGGAGAUUUUUGGAUGUUUUGCUCUGACUGAAGUAAGUCAUGGGAGUAAUACCAAGGCUAUUAGAACAACCGCCCAGUAUGAUCCCACCACUCAGGAGUUCAUCAUCAAUUCUCCUGAUUUUGAAGCUUCCAAAUUUUGGAUUGGUAACAUGGGAAAGAAUGCCACUCAUGCAGUUGUAUAUGCUCAGUUAUAUACCUCAGGAGGCCAGUGCCAUGGACUGCAUUCCUUUGUUGUACAGAUACGAGAUCCAAAGACACUUCUUCCAAUGCCAGGAAUCAUGGUUGGUGACAUAGGAAAGAAACUCGGACAGAAUGGUUUGGACAAUGGAUUCACCAUGUUUCAUAAUGUUAGAAUUCCCCGGGAAAACCUGUUAAACCGAACAGGUGACGUCAGCCCAGAGGGAGUCUACAACACUUCCUUUAAGGAUGUUCGACAACGUUUUGGUGCUUCACUGGGUGCUCUGUCUACUGGUAGAGUUUGCAUUAUAGGAAUGUCUGUGGUGAAUUUGAAACUGGCACUAUCAAUAGCAAUUCGUUUCUCAGCAACUCGCCGUCAGUUUGGACCAAGUGAUGACAAGGAAAUUCCAGUCCUUGAAUAUCAAAUGCAGCAAUGGCGCCUGAUUCCUUACUUGGCAGCGACAUAUGCCUUAGACCAUUUCUCAAAAACUUUGUUCAUGGACUUGGUAGAACUUCAGCUAGGCCUGUUACAAAAUGAUAAAAGUAUCAGGCAGGCUGAACUUGGACGUGAAAUUCAUGCAUUGGCAUCUGCUGGCAAACCUCUAGCAUCCUGGACUGCCCAGCAAGGAGCUCAGGAAUGUCGAGAAGCUUGUGGAGGACAUGGCUAUUUGGCCAUGAAUCGUUUGGGUGAUAUAAGAAACGACAAUGAUCCGAACUGUACCUAUGAAGGAGACAACAAUGUCCUGCUUCAGCAGACCAGCAACUAUUUACUGAACUACAUUACAGACAGACAUCAAGAUAAAACUCGUAUCGAAAGUCCCCUGGAAUCUGUAAAUUUUCUUGAAGAUUUUAAAGAUAUUCUCAGCCAGAAAUUUAUGAUAUCCCGAGUUGAAGAUUGCAUGGAUUCUUCAGUUUCUCUGGCAGCCUACAAGUGGUUGGUUUGUUAUCUGCUACGAGAGAGUUAUGAAAAAUUAAAUCAGGAAAGAAAAUCUGGAAGUGAUGAUUUUGAAGCAAGAAACAACUGCCAGGCGUACUACUGCCACUCCCUUGCACUUGUUUUCAUUGAGCACACAGUGUUACAGAGGUAUCACGAAUACACACACCAGGCCAGCACACCAGCUCCUCUUCAGCCCAUCCUGAAACGGCUCAGUGCUUUGUAUGGACUCUGGUCUCUAAGUCGGCACAUGGCGAUACUCUAUCAAGGUGGAUAUUUUUCUGGUGAACAAGCAGGCAAAAUGAUAAAGAAUGCUAUUUUGGACUUGUGUGCAAAGCUAAAAGAUGAUGCAGUUGCCCUGGUAGAUGUCAUCGCUCCUCCGGACUUCAUUCUGAACUCACCAAUUGGCAGGGCCGAUGGAGAGCUAUAUAAAAACCUCUGGACCACUGUCCUUCAGGGAAGCAAAGUCCUAGAGAGGCCAUCAUGGUGGACAGAAUUUUCUAUCUAUAAACCCACCAUAGGAAGUUUGAAAUCAAAACUCUAGGUGCAGCAUGAAUGCUAGGGUACCACUUGGACAUCCUUAAGCAUUUUCAUCAUUUCUAUCUACAAAGACCCUGGGCACAGAGGGCUAUCACUUGACAUCCCAUUUGACUACUUCCAGAAGACUUUGAA